Messenger RNA from Dendrobium catenatum, 438 nucleotides. RefSeq names its product glycine-rich cell wall structural protein 2-like. The transcript has 2 exons. NCBI's taxonomy places the organism in Eukaryota, Viridiplantae, Streptophyta, Magnoliopsida, Asparagales, Orchidaceae. The record is from RefSeq and is a predicted model, not a curated record. Bases 1 to 438 code for a protein of 145 amino acids.
AUGGUGGUGGAGGUGGAGGUGGGUCGGGUGGUGGAUUGGGUUCGGGUUCCGGCUAUGGUGAAGGUGGGGGAUUUGGUGAGGGAGGCGGACAUGGUGGAGCGGGCGGCGGUGGUCAUGGCGGUGGAGGUGGUGGCGGCGGAGGGAUAUGGCUCUGGGUCUGGUGGAGGUGGAGCAGAAGGAGGAGGUUAUGGGAGUGGCGGAGGUGGUGGUGGUGGUGGCGGUUUAGGCGGUGGACAUGGAAGUGGGAGCGGAUUCGGAUCUGGCUAUGGUUCUGGAUCAGGUUCUGAUGCAGGUGGGGCCCAUGGUGGUGGCUAUGGAAGUGGUGGUGGUGGCGGUGGCGGCUCCGGUGGUGGAGGUGGAGAAGGCUCAGGUUCCGGAUCUGGUUAUGGUUCUGGUAGUGGAUCCGGAUAUGGGGGUGGUGUUGGAGGUCUCAACUAA